AUGGAUUAUAUGACAGAGGAACAUUACAAGCUACUUUUAAGCAGAGAAUGGCUAGUGAAGAUAGACACCGACAAAUCUACCCCUUUCUUCCUGAAAUUCUACUCCUCCACUGUGGACCUCUGUUGCCAUAUUCUGAUCACGGACACGAAGAAUGUUUGGGCGGAAGUCUUGACGAGCAACAGGAUUGCUCGGCGAUGGCGUGACCACAAUCCAGAAUGUCUUGAAGGGCCCACAGCAGAAGAGGAGUGGCGAACCAGCGUUGUCAAACUCCUCUCAUCUGUGCAUACACUCGGAGGCAUCAUGGACUUAUCCUUCGAAGUCGUAGAGUCUCAAUACUCCGAUUUCGCCUUUGAAUUGGGAAGCGAGACCUUCAAGUGGAGAUGGGAAACGUGUCAUGUCGGACCCAAAAUAUCUGCCGAAAUAAUAUCCAAACAUCUUGUCAUGCCUCUGAUCAGCGUUACUCAUCUGGCUUUCUCAUCCGCUGAUCCAGUGGGCGAAUUGUCUCAGGAUGACCUAGAGCAGGCUGUAGACAAGCUUGGCAGGACCGGUCGUCGGACAGUGGAUACUCAUCUCAAGCAUGCUAUGUCAAGGCCACGUGUGGCUACUGCGGUGCGAAGGAUGACGGCUAUGUUCAACUUCCUACCCGAACUUCCCGCAAUAUCAUUGGAUGUAGACCAGCCGGACUUAUCACUCCCUUCAAUACAGCCAAGGUCACGAGCACCGUCUUCAAAGUAUCGUGAUGGUUCUGUGCCGUCUCGCCCACUGUCGCCACCGAUGCCGUUCUCGGCCCGCACGAGAAGUCCCACCUCUAUUAGCCCUGAAAAAUCGACAUCGCCAUUAAUAAUUCCAGAGGUCGAAGCUGGUCCCAGUCAUGUGGCCGACGAUUCGGUCACGGAAUCUGAAGACGACGAGAUUCCUGCGUCGCUCAGCAAAGGCAAGCAGAAAGAAGCAACCCCGCGCCGAGCGCUUCCAAGGGGUAGAACAUCCUCUCCAUCAAGACCCCCAACACGUGUUGGUUCUAAAACGUCCCGUCAGGCCACAACCUCCAGGGCAAUAACCCCCGAACAAACCGCAAAUCACGGUCCGGUGGCGAAUGACUCUUCACCGCCGAGCUCUCCUCCCACGAAGAAAGCAAAACGUGCUGUGGUGCCGUCGUCGUCAGACGAUGACAGCGAGGCAGAACGCAAAAAACGAGUAGCCCAAAUCAAGUCGAGCGCAAAUCGAGGCGCAAAACAGCCGCUAAGGCGAGGCGGCAGACGUUUCUGA
This is a messenger RNA of Fibroporia radiculosa, 1266 nucleotides long. RefSeq lists its product as uncharacterized. Gene Ontology annotation, biological process: double-strand break repair. The transcript has 8 exons. The record is from RefSeq and is a predicted model, not a curated record. Gene Ontology annotation, cellular component: nucleus. Bases 1 to 1266 code for a protein of 421 amino acids. Lineage: Eukaryota; Fungi; Basidiomycota; Agaricomycetes; Polyporales; Fibroporiaceae.